Xenia sp. Carnegie-2017 is the source of this 2472-nucleotide messenger RNA. RefSeq names its product putative N-acetylated-alpha-linked acidic dipeptidase. Lineage: Eukaryota; Metazoa; Cnidaria; Anthozoa; Malacalcyonacea; Xeniidae. The record is from RefSeq and is a predicted model, not a curated record. The transcript has 19 exons. Gene Ontology annotation, molecular function: carboxypeptidase activity. The coding region runs from base 23 to 2185 and encodes 720 amino acids.
AAAUGGUGUUUGUGUCCAAGAGAUGCAAGGGUAUUGGAUUGGAAAUCAGUUGAAGAAUGUCGAAAAAUCAAAGGAAGCAUGUACAAGUCAGAAGCCUAACAUGAGCCAUGAAGAAAUUGUGGAUGAAAUUGACAGAAAAGAUAUUGAAAGACACUUGAGAUAUUUAACAAAAGAACCACAUAGCGCUGGCACGCUACGAAAUUACCAACUUGCAUUAUACAUAAAAAACAAAUGGGAAAAAGAAUAUGGCAUUCCAUCCAAGUUAAUCCGCUACAAUGUUUUGUUAUCUUUCCCCUCAAAAGAAAAACAAAGCGGAGGGUAUUUGAUAAACAGUAAUGGUAAGGUGAAAUUUACAACACAAACUCGCGAAAAGCCUGUUGAAAUUUCAGAGGAAAACGACAACGCUUUACCGUCCUUCGCCGCCUACUCUAUAUCAGGAAAUGUUACAGUAAGUACGAAAACGCCACAAAACUAUUCAAUCCAUUUCUUAUAUCAAGCUGAUCUUAUCUACGUCAACUACGGCACCGAUCUAGACUUCGAUUAUUUGAGGAGAAACGAUUUGAGUUGCGAAGGAAAAAUUGUCAUCGUACGAUACGGCAAAAACUUUCGAGGAGAUAAGGUAAGAAUGGCUAGUGAGAAUGGAGCCAUUGGUGUUAUGGUUUACAAUGAUCCAGCUGAGUUCGCCCCAGUCUCUGAUACCUACCCACAUAGCAAAUAUCUGCCAUGCACCGGGGUACAACGUGGAGCAUUUCGCAUGGGAAUUGGUGAUCCUGAAACACACGGUUACCCCUCAAUAGAUGGCAUAUACAGAACGAGUAGAGGCCAAGAAAAUCUUUCAGCAAUUCCAGUUUAUCCUAUUUCGGCUUGUGAUGCAUUUCAUUUCAUAAGCAAAUUGAAAGAGACUGUAGCAACUCCCAAAUCCUGGAAAGGUGGUUUAAACACAACAUAUAAUAUCGGACCAGGAUUUCAGAAGACAUAUCAACACUGGAAAGUUCGUCUCGAGGUGCACAAUGAAGAAAGCCGGGAAAAUAUCUAUAAUGUGGUUGGAUUAAUACGUGGGAAAUAUGAACUAGAUCGUUAUGUCAUCAUAGGAAACCAUCGUGACGCAUGGAUAUUUGGGGGAGUGGACCCGAGUGGAGGAACUGCGUGUCUGAUCGAGAUCGGCAAAGCUCUGGGAAAAGCCAUGAAAAAAGGCUGGCGCCCCCGUCGAAGCAUUCUACUAGCAAGUUGGGGAGGCGAAGAAUAUGGAAUGAUUGGCUCAACAGAAUACGUAGAGGAAUUUGCGCAAAUCCUACGUGAAGAGAGCGUCGCUUAUCUGAAUAUAGACUCGCCCGUAAGAGGUAACUACUCGUUGUAUGCAAAAUCGUCUCCGAUGUUAUACGACGUCUUAUACAGCGCAGCAAAAAAGGUUAAUAACCCUAGCAAUGAACGAGAAACAAUCUACGAUCAAUGGAUCCGAAAUCUUCCAUCCGGAAAUAAUAAUGAUCCAAGGAUAGGUGAUAUUGCAGCAGGAAGCGAUUAUAUGUCAUUCAACCAACAUCUGGGCGUUCCGAGUGCGGAGAUCAGAUAUGUUGCAAGCAAAGUAAACUUUGGAUAUCCGACCUAUCACUCCCUGCAUGACACCUUCCACUAUGUGACUACCUUUGUCGAUCCCCACUUUUAUAUCCAUCGAGCUGUUGCUAAGGUGAUGGCGCGCACUGCACUGGCACUAGCGGAUAAUGAGCUACUACCAAUGAAAGCGAGUAAAUACGGAGAGAAACUCCAACGUGGAUUAAAUGACUUCAAAAGAAAAUAUGGCUUUGUAUUGAAGAAGAACAACAUUACAUUAGUGUACUUGAGAGAGGCAAUAAAGUCAUUCAUAGCCUCAGCAAAAGCACUGGACGAAAGAAUACGUAAUGCAAGUAAGAAAAGGGUAUUAACAAAGCGCAUGCUCAAUGACAAGCUCAUGACGCUAGAGAAAGGCUUUGUCAGUAAUAACAAAGUGUUUGGUCGACUACAUACGAGACAUGUCAUUUUUGGAUUGAACAACAAAAAUUCAUACAAAACAGAGAUAUUUCCAGGCUUGUGUGAAGCGCUCGUGCAAGAAAGGAAAUCAAACGAGACACGAAGGAGAAUCGAAGAGCAAAUGAAUACAAUAACAACGCAUAUCUACGGCGCAGCAAAUUACUUGAAGGUUUUCUACUAACAUAAAAAGCUUGAAAAGAUAUUCGAAAUGAAAAUUCACCAGAAUAGAUGCUUGUAAUAUGCAAUUUAUGAAAUGAUUUUGACUACAAAACUGCAGUAGUGUAAUGUAGGAUAUGAUUAUAAACGGGAAAUUAAUGCAUACGUUGUUUUUAUAUUUGUAGAAAACUCAACUGUUAGCUAUUUAAAAUAUCUCGACAACCUACAAAUGUUUGCAUAAUGAUAAUGUAGUUUGCAGAAAUCGUUAUAAUGAGCUGACGUGAUGUACGAAAUAUAUAAAAAAAAAUACAA